CCAGGAUUAAAGGUGUGCACCACCACCACCACCAUGUGGCUACAGGUAGUUGUAAUGAGAGUUUGCUCAGGUCCUCUGCUCUCAAAGAGCAGAAUGUACUCUUAACCUGUGAGCCAUCUCUUCAGCCCCUGCUGUUCUCUUAGACUGGGAUGCAACCCCCACUUUUGAAACAGUACCAAGAGAGUCUGGCCUCUUAGUUUCCAGGCCCCUCUCAGGAGGGGUUUCCCUGCUGCUGAGUGCGCAGCUCCUCCUUUUGGGGUGUGUAUGAACUGGAUCUCUUGAUCUGCAUGUCUGUUUUUGUCUGGCAUGUUGUCUGUAAGUCUGUAGAUUCUUUGCACCGGUAACUGUCUUUGGGUGUCUACUCACUUCUACUUUUAAAUAGUCCUUAGGUUUCUCAUUAGCAGGAUAAAACCAGCAGAAAGGGUUUCCUCUGGCCUAGGCUUGUGAAGCGCAGAGGAAGACACAGGUUCUGGUAGGAGAGGUGGAAGUGAAUGGUCAGACUGGCUUGGGGUCCUUGGGGGCAGAUGAGGCAGACACGGAGAAAGAGGCGUAUUCAGUGACUGCUUCUAGCCACCCUUUUGGCCUUUUCUUUUCAAUGUGAGGGAGGUGGCGCAGGCUCUGGACUGCUCAGUAGAACCAGUCAAGCUGGUUUUGCACAGGGCCAGCCUAUUUUCCCUUGUCCUUUCUGGGAAGUUGGCAACACAGAGGUCUGCCUCCUGUAGACUGAGCUGCUGAGGCGUGAGCUUGGACGACCUCUGUAAACAACCUCCCACCCUCUGCAAGUACUCAAAUGAGUCUGGGAAUUGGAUCUCUUCCUCUGAAAGGGGCUUUUCUCUGCACCCCAUGCUGAUCCUCAAAGCAGCUGGUCUGGUUUAUGUACUUUUCCUAGAAGCUCUAAGCCCACCCUGGGACACCUUGAUUCCAAGCCCAGCAGUAAGUCCAACAUGCUGCGGGGCCGCAACUCAGCCACCUCCGCUGAUGAGCAGCCCCACAUUGGCAACUACCGGCUCCUUAAGACCAUUGGCAAGGGUAACUUUGCCAAGGUGAAGUUGGCCCGGCACAUCCUGACGGGGAAAGAGGUAGCUGUGAAGAUCAUUGACAAGACUCAGCUGAACUCCUCCAGCCUUCAGAAACUAUUCCGAGAAGUAAGAAUAAUGAAGGUUUUGAAUCAUCCCAAUAUCGUUAAGUUAUUCGAAGUGAUCGAGACUGAGAAGACGCUCUACCUUGUCAUGGAGUAUGCCAGUGGCGGAGAGGUAUUUGAUUACCUGGUGGCCCAUGGCAGGAUGAAAGAAAAAGAAGCUCGAGCCAAAUUCCGCCAGAUAGUGUCUGCUGUGCAGUACUGUCAUCAGAAGUUUAUUGUUCAUAGAGAUCUAAAGGCAGAAAACCUGCUCUUGGAUGCUGAUAUGAACAUCAAGAUUGCAGACUUUGGCUUUAGCAACGAAUUCACCUUUGGGAACAAGCUGGAUACUUUCUGUGGCAGUCCUCCUUAUGCUGCCCCAGAACUCUUCCAGGGCAAAAAAUAUGAUGGUCCUGAGGUGGAUGUGUGGAGCCUGGGAGUCAUUCUCUAUACACUGGUCAGCGGAUCCCUGCCUUUUGAUGGACAAAACCUCAAGGAGCUACGGGAGCGGGUACUGAGGGGAAAAUACCGUAUUCCGUUCUACAUGUCCACGGACUGUGAAAACCUGCUUAAGAAAUUUCUCAUACUUAAUCCUAGUAAGAGAGGCACUUUAGAGCAAAUUAUGAAAGAUCGGUGGAUGAACGUGGGGCACGAAGACGAUGAGUUAAAGCCUUAUGUGGAACCACUCCCUGACUACAAGGACCCCCGGCGGACAGAGUUGAUGGUGUCAAUGGGUUACACACGGGAAGAGAUCCAGGACUCGCUGGUAGGCCAGAGGUACAACGAAGUGAUGGCCACCUAUCUGCUCCUGGGCUACAAGAGCUCUGAGCUGGAAGGGGACACCAUCACAUUGAAGCCCCGGCCUUCGGCUGAUCUGACCAACAGUAGUGCCCCAUCUCCAUCCCACAAGGUUCAGCGCAGCGUCUCUGCUAACCCCAAGCAGCGGCGCUCCAGUGACCAGGCCGUCCCUGCCAUCCCCACCUCGAAUUCCUACUCUAAGAAGACUCAGAGUAACAACACAGAAAAUAAGCGGCCCGAGGAAGAGACAGGGCGGAAAGCCAGCAGCACCGCCAAAGUGCCUGCCAGCCCUCUGCCUGGCCUGGAGAGGAAGAAGACCACUCCUACCCCCUCCACAAACAGCGUCCUCUCCACCAGCACAAACCGAAGCAGGAAUUCCCCACUUUUGGACAGGGCCAGCCUUGGCCAGGCCUCCAUCCAGAAUGGUAAAGACAGCCUAACCAUGCCAGGGUCCCGGGCCUCCACGGCUUCUGCUUCUGCCGCAGUCUCUGCGGCCCGGCCCCGCCAGCACCAGAAAUCCAUGUCUGCCUCCGUACACCCCAACAAGGCCUCUGGGUUGCCCCCCACGGAGAGUAACUGUGAGGUGCCUCGGCCCAGCACAGCCCCCCAACGUGUCCCUGUCGCCUCCCCCUCCGCCCACAACAUCAGCAGUGGUGGAGCCCCAGACCGAACUAAUUUCCCCCGGGGUGUGUCCAGUCGAAGCACCUUCCAUGCUGGGCAGCUCCGACAGGUGCGGGACCAGCAGAAUCUGCCCUAUGGUGUGACCCCAGCCUCUCCCUCUGGUCAUAGCCAGGGCCGGCGGGGUGCCUCUGGCAGCAUCUUCAGCAAGUUCACCUCCAAGUUUGUCCGCAGAAAUCUGUCUUUCAGGUUUGCCAGAAGGAACCUGAAUGAACCUGAAAGCAAAGACCGAGUGGACACGCUCAGACCUCACGUGGUAGGCAGUGGAGGCAAUGACAAGGAAAAGGAAGAGUUCCGGGAGGCCAAGCCUCGGUCCCUGCGCUUCACGUGGAGCAUGAAGACCACGAGCUCUAUGGAGCCCAAUGAGAUGAUGCGGGAGAUCCGCAAGGUGCUGGACGCCAACAGCUGCCAAAGCGAGCUGCACGAGCGAUACAUGCUGCUGUGCAUGCAUGGCACACCAGGCCACGAGAACUUUGUGCAGUGGGAGAUGGAGGUGUGCAAACUGCCCCGGCUGUCUCUCAACGGUGUUCGGUUUAAGCGGAUAUCGGGCACCUCCAUGGCCUUCAAAAACAUUGCCUCCAAAAUAGCCAACGAGCUGAAGCUUUAACAGGCUGUCAGGAGGGGGGCAGCAGAGACCCACCAGUGGACUUGGCUGCUUGGGCCAACCCUGCAUCCCCCCAACACACACCUGGGAGAAACUGCAGGAUGAAUUGGUGUGUCUCCCCUGCUGGCACUUGUCCCCUUCCAGGCCCUACUCAGUUUUUUUCUUCCAUGUUUGUGGGGGAUGGGAAACGGUUCUUCCCUCCUCACAUCCACCCUUCCCCAGAAGUUCCCCCUUCCCCUCUCCCCCUACAGGAGGCAAAGGAAGGGGAAGGGGUGGGGGGGCAGGGCUCCCCCUCGGUACUGCGGUUGCACAGAGUAUUUCGCCUAAACUAAGAAAUUUUUUUAUUACCAAAAAGAAAAAAAAAGGAAAAAAAAAAAGAAAAAAAGAAAAAAAUCCCAGCGGCCACCUUUCCUCCCUGCCCCAUUGGGACAGUCAAGACUGGAUCUGUGGGGUUCCUGGGAGGGUGGCUCAGGGCUGGAACACUCUCAGGCAAGAGUGGUGGAGUUCCCUGGCAGGCCCUCCGCCAGGCCCACUUUGGGCUUCUCCCCUCUCCCCACUUCUUUCCCCUUCAAGAGACCCACCAGAGGUGGCCUUCCCCUGCCCCCAGGCCCUUGGGCUACAGGCCUAUACACUGGGGCCCUGUGGGGGUACUGCACAGCCCUGGAGAGGGUGGGUGGUGGGGCCCCGGCUCCCUCCAUGCCCUAUCCUCUGCCCUCCUUCCCCAGAGCUGGGCAUUUCCUUUCAUGAGCUGCUGUGGGGACAUUUGUUCCCCUCCUCAGAAGUCUGUGCCAUCUUCUCCCACCUCUCCGGUGGAAGGCGGGGCUGACCCCAGUACUGGGAAGAGGGAGGGGAUUGGGCCAUGGACUCUCAGCCUCCAGGGGGCCGCUUGGGAACAGGGACACGGGCUUCUCCGUUCUGGGUGUCUUUGUCUGAAAGCACAGCCCCUCACCAUCCCCCCCCCCUACUGCUUCCCCUUCCUUGGCAUUAAUCUGGGCACCGUUCUCAUCUCUCAGCCUUGCCUUUUCUUCCUGGCGCUGCCGCCCCUCCUCUCAGGAGACUGUCCAGGGCCUCCAUGGCUGCCUGGCGGAAGGCUGGAUUGGGCGGCUGGGCCAGGAGCCUCUGUCCUACACAGGGUGGGGCCAAGUGACGCCUGCUUGCUAACCUCCAAGGCCAGUGUGUGAAUGGGUGACUAUAGGCGCUUGGCUGGUGGUGGCCACUGCAACCCUUAAUUUAUUUCUCUGCUGUUUCAGUUCCUGAGAAAUUGGGGGAGUCUCACAGAGGCUGCCCCUGCCCUCACCUGAGUUGUACAUUUUUUUUUGUGAUGGGUUU
Messenger RNA from Acomys russatus (golden spiny mouse), 4526 nucleotides. It is a transcript of the gene Mark2, whose product is annotated as microtubule affinity regulating kinase 2. The transcript has 19 exons. NCBI's taxonomy places the organism in Eukaryota, Metazoa, Chordata, Mammalia, Rodentia, Muridae. Gene Ontology annotation, molecular function: protein serine/threonine kinase activity; ATP binding; tau-protein kinase activity. The record is from RefSeq and is a predicted model, not a curated record. Gene Ontology annotation, biological process: microtubule cytoskeleton organization; protein phosphorylation; intracellular signal transduction. Gene Ontology annotation, cellular component: cytoplasm. The coding region runs from base 945 to 3200 and encodes 751 amino acids.